Messenger RNA from Rodentolepis nana, 1014 nucleotides. NCBI's taxonomy places the organism in Eukaryota, Metazoa, Platyhelminthes, Cestoda, Cyclophyllidea, Hymenolepididae. The record is from the annotation of a GenBank genome assembly.
AUGUCAAAAUUCUUUGGUGCCAGUCUUUUUAAAAAAACUACCUCUUCCAAUGGUGACAAUCAAGUUCAAAAGAGUGCUGCCAAUCGUGCAAGUCCUAAAACGUUGGGACCGACUUCUACAGUGAUGUGGGACACUAUCUGCGACUUGAAUAGCUCAAGUGAUCUUGAUGAAUCAGCGGAUUUCUUCUAUUCUCGUUCGAACCUCUUUUCACCAAGUUCGAAUAAACCGAGUUCCAACUUCUCGGUUCCAACUGAAAAAUCAGCACCAACGAACGGACCUGCUACAAAUGCCAGCAGAUGGAAAGCUAACUUUAUGUUCACAGAAGCAUCAAAUGCUAGACAGACUCGAAUGAAUGAAGCAAAAGUUAAGUCGCCUUCCUUGUCACGUUUGCAAACAAAACCUCAAAAUUCCCCAUCACUGGGAUUUCGAUAUGCUACGAAGUUUGGCAAAUCACCUGCUCUUAAGUCACCUUCGAGCACAUUAGGAGAUGGACUUGAUGAAAUGCAAGAGCCAAAAUUGUAUCCGGACAAAAGUACCUCUCCAGAAUUGGCGUCAAUUGAUUUAGAUUGUAAUAAAAAGAGAGAUAUCUUCAAUGAGUCUGACAUAAGUUUAGACAUCUCCACUGAUACCACUGAUCAUAUUGCUGAAAAAGAUAAUGAUGAGGACUCUGUCUGUCUUUAUCGACCUGGUAGUGACAAGAGCAGAGGAACUGAAGCUUUAAUUGGACACGAAACCAGCACACAACAAGGCGAUCAAGAGGACACGAAUUUACCUAAUCGAUCAGAUAAGUUGGACUUUUUGCAUAUGAAGCUGAAAAACGAAGCGGUUAAACUGGAGAGCUGGAAGAAUGAUAUAGUAAACAAACUGAACCAAAAUGAAGAAAAGCUCAAUGAUGCCAAUAACCUGGUGGCCAACUUGCGAAAAUCCAAUCUCGAACUGCAAAUGCAAACAGAAAAUGCCAGUCUCAAGUUGAAGGAUGAGAUUGAAAAACGAGAUGCGACUGAGGAAAAGUAA